This is a messenger RNA of Exaiptasia diaphana, 3075 nucleotides long. Its product is annotated as transport and Golgi organization protein 6 homolog. Gene Ontology annotation, biological process: protein secretion. The record is from RefSeq and is a predicted model, not a curated record. The annotation marks the transcript as partial. Lineage: Eukaryota; Metazoa; Cnidaria; Anthozoa; Actiniaria; Aiptasiidae. The transcript has 11 exons.
UUUGAACUUGAAGAGAAGUGCAAAAAUUCAAAAGUCACUGCAUAUGAACGGGAAAAUUUCACAGUUGAAUUGCAAAAACUUCUAGAUCGAGUUUACCAGCCAUUAAUCAUCAAAGAACUUCUCACAAUACAAGGAAACGCAAGAAGGAAAAGUGGAAAACAAGCUGAGGGUAAGAACUUGAAAGGAACAGAAGGAGUUUCAGCCAGCAAUGUUGCUUCACCAAAGUGGUUCACUGAUGUUUGUGGUAGACUUUUGUCAGAGAGGGUCAUGAGACCUAAUGGUGUGCAGGCAGUGUUGACGGCUGUUUUGGAGUCGUCAGGAGCAUCCAGUAGCUCUCCAGACUGGCGUAAAUGUGAUAUGGUUGCUAUGGUGAUUGCUAGCUGUCCACUCCAGGCCAAUUCUAUGGACGAAUAUUAUCAACACAUAUCCCCACAGGUUAUGAGGUUAUUACAUGCAAAGCAUGAACAGCUUGCCAAACAGUUUGUUAGAGUUGCAUCAAGUACUGUGAGGGCCAUGUUAAAGCGUAACACUAAUCUUGCUAAAACGUACUUCCUGAAUGUCUUGAUGGCUCCACUACUAAGAGUCACUGAAUCCUCAGUUUACGUUGUUGGGUCAGAUCCUCAAAGCUCUUUUCUUCUGUCUCUACAUACUGUCAUACAUCCAAUUUUUGAACUGUUUUGCUUCACAAGAAAAGGGGUUUCUCAUUUAAGAUCAUUUUGUCAAGAAAUACUUGUUAGUUAUCUAAAGCAUAUAGAUAGUGGGUUGGCUUUAAAAACUCUUUAUGUUCUGGCUUAUGGUGAGCACCCCCCUGACAAACUACUUGAUCACCCCCAUGGAGAACCGUCUGAGGCUGUCAUAAAGGGGGAAGCAUCGGACUCUUCAACGAAGCAGCACGAAUCAGCCUCAUCCAGUAAUAAUAAUCAAAGAAUAAAUGAAAAUACCACCAAGCCUUCUACUCCAAUCAAAAGCGAGCAUUCUCAGCACUAUGGCAACCAUCUGCCAACGUUAAUGAGGCAGGAAUAUUCAUAUUGUUAUGGUGACAGUGGUGGCAUUGUCGUCAAGCUAUGCCAUGAUGCAACACCGUCGUUCGAUGACGUCAUGCAGAGAUUGACAGGUGGUGAUGACGUCAUGAUGCAUGAGGUUCGAGCGUCGUGUUUGGUGGAGUUGUUGGUUGGGAUUAAGAACGAUGUGCUAGCUGGGGAGUUUUUUUUACACUUGAUGUCAAAGCUUACUGGAAUUGUUGGUAAUGGCGAUGAGACAUCAGUCACAGAGGAGAUAGCUGACCUUCAAGUCUACGACAGACAAGCAGACGUCAAUCAAAAGAGUCUCGUGACUCUUCAACUAGUUGCUGUCAUGUGUGAUAAGCUUGGACCGUCAAUUCUUCAAAAUGGUUGCCAUAUGCUUGCUUUCAUCAAAUCUACACUACAGCGAGGCUGCAUUUCAUCUGAUUCUGAGCCUCUGGAAGAAGCUUUGGCCUCAGAGACGUUAACUAUGGCUUUUGGGAUGUUGUCAGCUAUUUUGGGUGGUGCAACAAAGGUCGAAGCAAAAGAAAGGAAGCUGCUCGAAGAGUUGAUGCCUUUGCUGGAGAUUCUGUCUUUACGUCACAAUGAUCCUAAGGUUAAAGAAAUGGCCAAUGAUCUUCGUAUUGCCAUAGCAACGCAUGGAGCUGUUUGGAGCGAGCAGAUGAAGCGAGCAGCAGAGAAUCUUGGGAAGAGGGAGGACGGGAAAUCAGGUGGGUGUCAAGGACAGGUCGAAGCAAAAGAAAGGAAGCUGCUCGAAGAGUUGAUGCCUUUGCUGGAGAUUCUGUCUUUACGUCACAAUGAUCCUAAGGUUAAAGAAAUGGCCAAUGAUCUUCGUAUUGCCAUAGCAACGCAUGGAGCUGUUUGGAGCGAGCAGAUGAAGCGAGCAGCAGAGAAUCUUGGGAAGAGGGAGGACGGGAAAUCAGACAAACCCUCAAAGCCAACACCUGAUGAUGUCACGUUUGACGAAACCUUCCGUGAAUUGUGUGACCCUCUGGUCCCAGUACGUGGUCACGCAAUCAUAACGUUAGCCAAACUUCUCCACAAGAGAAACAACAGAGCCUUGUCACAGACGGAUACCCUGCUUAAAAUCUUCUUGGAUCAGUUGUCACACGAUGAUUCUUAUAUAUACUUAGCGGCUGUCCAAGGACUGGCUGCUUUGUCGUCUAUAAAGACCGAUGUAGUACUGCCGCAUCUGGCCAGGGAGUUCGCUACUUGUCGGAGAGGGGCUGGGAAGGAGACAAAUGRCUCAACCGCAUCCCAGCGGUCACCAGACACAAAAAUAAAACUCGGCGAAGUACUUGUGAAGGCCGUGAGAGAGUGUGGCGAGYUAGUCCCRCGCUACUCUCAGCUUCUGUUAUCCUCGCUGCUGUCUGGUGUUCAUGACACGGAUGAGCUCGUGAGGGCAAGCAGUCUCUCCAACAUUGGUGAAGUGUGCAAGUUAUUGAGAUUUUCAAUUGGACCUAUUAUAAAUGAGAUUUUUAACUGUCUGAGCUCCGUACUUAACACCGACAAGUCCGACCACGUUAGAAGAGCUGCUGUUCUUGUCGCUACGUUACUGUUACGUGGAUUAGGUAAAGACGCAAUAGAGGCCCUCGGUUCCUCUCUAAGGGACUUAUACCACAUGAUCAAGCUUGUGGAAGCGUGUGACAAGGAUGAAAUAACGCGUGAACAUGCGCAGCAAGCGCUUUGUGAGCUGGAUACCAUUAUGAAGGACUUUUUGUUUCCAAAACAGACUUUUAGCAAGAAAAUCCAAGUACUACCUUAAAGAUACUCUAUUUAAAUAAGUAAGGCUUGAUUAAAACGAUGUCACUUAACGUAAUAUAAGCAACAACCUACUCUAUAUUGUAUCCCAUAUGUUAAAUGGCCAUGGUCCAACGGCAUCCCUUUGGAGAUUGUGCCUUAGGUUUGAACUAGAGCAAACGCAGGAAAAGCAUGAAAUAACGUCAAACUAAAUACCAACAAAUAGCGGCUAUUUAGAAACAAUUUGCCAGCACCAAUGAACCAGAACACAAUGAAGAUGAGUACACAUGGGACCAUUUUUCAUUCAUCUUUA